UUUACCCGUCUUAGUUUGAGUCACAAAUCCCCAACCAGUCUACAUGCUCGAUCAAGCACACAUCCAGCACAUCCAUGCUAGAUCGGAUGUCCAUAUAUUAGACAAAACCAAAAAUUUCAUGUUGCUCGUUCUGAAAAGAGAGCACUAAAGGGGCUUUAACACACGUUUCUGGUACCGUCACAUUUGGACUCAGGUAGCAAUGGGGUAUGCGACCAAGGCCUGUUGGACCUGUAAAGGGCGGAAACAAGGCUGUGAUAGGAACCAUCCGUCAUGUAACAAUUGCCGUCGUGCUGGGCGAACAUGCCAGGGUUAUGGGUGCAGGUUGAAAUGGAAUGCGCCACAUCUGUCUUUAAUAGGACGCUCGCCACAGGCCACUCACUACCAUUUCUUGCAUACAUCUGCCGCCGAACUUGCUGCUUUCUAUAAUUUACCCGCAACACUACCGUCGCCGCAAUUGCAGAUUCGCCGAUUGGGGCUCUCGGCGGAGGAGUCUGAUCUGCUUUUUCUGUCACACUACGAGGCCGUGCUUUCGCGGAUGAUCACUACCUUGGAUAAUGAAACAAAUGGCUUUCGCCAUGUACUUCUUCCAAUGAUCUUAAGUUACCCUGUCCGGAUCCCAGCCAAGGCCCUUUGGCACGGUAUCCUGGCUCUUUCAGCAUUUUAUCUGGGGCACUCAAAGCAAGCGCUGGCGCACAAAACCGCGGCAAUCGGUCUUCUCUCUCGAUCAUUCGAAGUUUCGGACUCACCUAGUCGCUUGAUUCAGAUCGCUGCGUGUAUGAUGUUAUGCGUAUAUGAAGUGUUUGACUCCUCUGAUGGGAACUGGCAGUUACACCUAGCUGGUGCGAAGUCUAUAGCUGGGGAAUUGUCGAUAUGUCGCGUCAGUUCUGCAGAGUCCAAAAUAGUUUCAUUCCUCAUGACCUGGAUAUAUUACCAUGAGGUUCUUGCUGCCUUCAGCAAUCCGACAUUGCAAUGUGAUCUCCCCAAAAGUGGAAGCUCUAUUCUGAGUCCACGGGUAUAUCACAGAGACCGCACUUCAGCUGCUCUCUCGAACUAGCUGAUAUAAUCUCCACAAUCAAUCAUUAUACUUACCUCCGGUCAACAAAUACCAGCUUCGACCACAAUAUGCUGCAGCCCCUCUUCCACCAAUUACA
Messenger RNA from Aspergillus alliaceus, 1151 nucleotides. Its product is annotated as Zn(II)2Cys6 transcription factor. Lineage: Eukaryota; Fungi; Ascomycota; Eurotiomycetes; Eurotiales; Aspergillaceae. The transcript has 5 exons. The record is from RefSeq and is a predicted model, not a curated record. Gene Ontology annotation, molecular function: zinc ion binding; DNA-binding transcription factor activity, RNA polymerase II-specific; transcription cis-regulatory region binding. Gene Ontology annotation, biological process: positive regulation of transcription by RNA polymerase II. The coding region runs from base 200 to 1054 and encodes 284 amino acids. Gene Ontology annotation, cellular component: nucleus.